AUGCAAUGUCAAAAGAGCCUCAACGUUAACGAGGAAUACCUAUGCGCCAUCCGAACAAAAUCGUUCGCCGAUUGCUUCACGAAAUUCCAAUUGCUCGUAGACGAGCAACCAUUGCCAUCGCAGCCAACCGGAAGGUUCCAUUCCGAAUUCUCGGAAGUUCUUCUCCAACCAGGCCGUGAAGCCAUAGCCUCAAUCUUCGACUCAUCUUCUCUUUUCUCAAAAUCAACAACAUUAUUCAAAGGCCUAAAAUCACUCCUACUCGAUUACUUCGAGACCAGCGCCGAGUCCUCCGAUUUCUGCAGCCGCCUCCUCGAAACCCUAGCCCACCUCCGAUCCGACUGCAGGUCCACCGCCGGAAUCAUCGAUGCCGCUGCCGACGGCGGCGGCGACCUCCUUUCCCGUGCCUACCUGCAGAACCCUUUUCCUAAUCUUAACAGGCAAUACGUCGAACACCUUCGGGGCAGGCACUCUUCGGUCCUGCGCCGCCUGAGAUCCGGCCGGAGCCAGGCGGCGUGGAGGUUCAAACUGGCGAGGCUCCUCAAACGAGUCUCCACCGUGGGAUCCGCGGUCCUCGGGAUUCCGGCCGGGGAGCCGGGGCGGUUCGAUGUCCGGUUCAUGGGGAGGGCCGCCGGGCAGCUGGACGCGGCAGCGAAGGGAGCGUACAUACUGAGCCGGGAUUUCGAAACGAUGAGCCGGCUCGCGGGUCGGGUCGGGGACGAGGUGGAGCACGGCAAGGCGAUGAUAAGGCUGUGUUUGGAUCGGAGGGAGGAUAAGGUUUGUUUGCUGGCUUUGAAGGAGAUGAGGAAGGAUGGGUUCGGGCUGAGGAGGCGGGUGGAGGAGCUUGAGGAGCAUGUUUAUUUGUGCCUCGUCACGAUUAAUCGGGCUCGGGCCAUGCUGGCUAAAGAAAUUUCCAUGGAUGUUGGGUAG
This is a messenger RNA of Striga hermonthica, 927 nucleotides long. Lineage: Eukaryota; Viridiplantae; Streptophyta; Magnoliopsida; Lamiales; Orobanchaceae. The record is from the annotation of a GenBank genome assembly.